GGGCAGAGUCUUUGAAACUGUACAGUGGGGGGUACUUUGCAUCAUCGUUGAAAGUUCAAGCUUUCAAUUGGAAGGACAGAAAGCCGUCCACUUAAAAAUCAACUUUCUUCCCCUUUUUUAAGCUGUGAAGGAAAAAAGGGAAAAUCCACUCCCUGCUUGCUCAGAGCUGAGAAUACCGAAAAUCGGCGGCCGAGGGGAAAGAUCGGAGACCAGAAAUGGCAUUGGAGCCGCCUCAUUUCCAGGAAGCAGAUCGGUGUGACGUCUGCAAAUGCAGCUUCAGUACUUUCCGACGAAGGCAUCAUUGCCGUCGCUGUGGAAGGACACUAUGUCAUGAACACUCGUCAAAUCAAAUGGCUCUGCCUCAAUUUGGAAUCCACUCAAGUGUUAGAGUUUGUGCUGAUUGUUUUAAUGAUUCUACUCGCUCAGGAAAUGUCAAUCAACAGGCUUCCUCAGAUGGAGUGAAUUCUGUAGCAGAUAAAGUUUCUAGAUUAGACAUUGGUUCAGAAACAGAUUCAAACACAGAAACAGCUACCCAGCAUAAUUCUGCUACUGGUGUUAUAGAGUGCAAGUGUGGGAUGCCUUUAUGCAUAUGUGAAACUCCGGCUCCAACCAUGGAUGCACCUGCCCUGCAGAUGAAAACCCCUUCUACCAGUGCUUCUCAGUCAAAUCCAAAACCAAAGAAGACAGAUGCCAUUCCUAAGAACAGAGGUUCCACUUCAAACAACAAACCUAGUUCUGUUUUCAGUUAUGGUCAAAUAACAAAUGGUGGUAUUGAUAAACCUCAGAUGGAUUAUGAAGUAAAUGGGGAGGGUUUGAGGGAAGCCAUAAAGAAUGGUGAUACUGCUGCAGUCAAGAAGAUACUCAGUGAGGGUGUGGAUGCAAAUUAUCGCGACAAGCAAGGCCUGUCUGUACUACAUUUGGCGGCACUCUUUAACCAAACUGAUAUAGCUUUUACACUCAUGGAAUCUGGAGCAAGCCUGGAAUACAAGAAUGCACAAGGGGAAACUGCACUGGACUGUGCUCCUGCAACUUUGCAAUACAAGAUGAGAAAGAAAAUGGAAGAACAUGGACAACAGGGCCCACAUACCACCAUCUGAGAGUAGAUGCGUGCCUUUUUUUUUUUUUUUUCUUUUUUUGCACAUGCAAUGCAAUGCAAGUUUUCCAUACCCUUGAGAAUUUGUAUUUUUAUUAACUGCAUGGAUUUGUAUAAUGUAAAUUAUGCUUGCUAGGUUGUGCUGAGAAUGUGAACUGUAGCUCAUGGAGUGUCUAAUGGAGUUCUUUCUUAUUUUUUUUCCUCUACACAACAGAGCAUCUUAAAUGCAAUAAAAAGUUUUAUGUUUGUCUGUA
Hevea brasiliensis (rubber tree) is the source of this 1347-nucleotide messenger RNA. RefSeq lists its product as uncharacterized. The transcript is spliced from 10 exons. The coding region runs from base 216 to 1097 and encodes 293 amino acids. Gene Ontology annotation, molecular function: ubiquitin binding; metal ion binding; phosphatidylinositol-3-phosphate binding. The record is from RefSeq and is a predicted model, not a curated record. NCBI's taxonomy places the organism in Eukaryota, Viridiplantae, Streptophyta, Magnoliopsida, Malpighiales, Euphorbiaceae. Gene Ontology annotation, cellular component: ESCRT-0 complex. Gene Ontology annotation, biological process: protein targeting to vacuole; protein transport to vacuole involved in ubiquitin-dependent protein catabolic process via the multivesicular body sorting pathway.